Messenger RNA from Rhodamnia argentea, 1352 nucleotides. Its product is annotated as protein STAY-GREEN homolog, chloroplastic-like. The record is from RefSeq and is a predicted model, not a curated record. NCBI's taxonomy places the organism in Eukaryota, Viridiplantae, Streptophyta, Magnoliopsida, Myrtales, Myrtaceae. Bases 380 to 1198 code for a protein of 272 amino acids. The transcript has 4 exons.
CCGAAACAGAGGUUCGAGUACAGACAGCCCCACCACUUCCAUUCCCAUCACGCAUCUUACGCUUCCUCUCCAAGCCAAACGGGGCGUUGCUUCGAUUCUCUCUUUCGAACGUUGAAGUCCACAAGCAAAAGCGUUGCGUCCCCUCAUGUGAAAAGCAAAAGAGAAAACGAAAGAGGAAAAAGAGAGAGCCCGAGAAAAUAUUCAGUUCUUUUGCUUUGCUUCCAGUAGUAGUCUUCUCUGUUCUUUUCUAGAAUAUAAUAGCGUGUCUGGGUCUUUUCUUUUUUGGCUGAGGAUCAGUGGUGGGGUUGGGGUUGGAAGCUGAAGCCCGUCUCUUGCCUUUUGCAGGGGGAGAGAGAGAGAGAGAGAGAGAGAGAGAGAGAUGGGUUCUCUGACUGCUGCUCCUCUCGUCCCUUCGAAGUUGGAAUCUUCUUCUCUUUAUCAGAGACAGAGGUCUCUGUUUCACUCACACAGGCGAUGUACCAAGAAGAGGAAUCUCUCCAUUGUCCCCGUUGCGAGGUUGUUUGGGCCGGCGAUUUUCGAAGCGUCCAAAUUGAAGGUUCUCUUCUUGGGCGUGGAUGAAAAGAAGCAUCCGGGGAAGCUUCCGAGGACUUACACGCUCACUCACAGUGAUGUCACUUCGAAGCUCACUCUGGCUAUAUCCCAGACCAUCGACAACUCUCAGCUGCAAGGAUGGUACAACAGAUUACAGAGAGAUGAAGUUGUGGCAGAGUGGAAGAAAGUGAAGGGGAAGAUGUCUCUGCAUGUCCACUGCCACAUCAGUGGAGGCCACUUCCUCCUGGACCUGUUUGCGAAGCUCAGAUACUUCAUCUUCUGCAAAGAGCUCCCUGUGGUGCUGGGGGCAUUCGUGCAUGGGGAUGGGAGCCUUCUGAGCCAGCACCCAGAGCUGCAGGAGGCUCUGGUUUGGGUGUAUUUCCACUCCAACCUUCCCGAGUUCAACAAGGUGGAGUGCUGGGGCCCGCUCAGGGACGCUGCCGCCCCUUCCUCCGCCGGGUCUCGCAAGGGGGAGGAGGAGGAGGAGAUGGAGACGCAGUCGACCGAGUGGGAGCUGCCGGAGGCGUGCCGCAUGGAGUGCGAGUGUUGCUUCCCUCCGAUGAGCUCGAUCCAGUGGUCGGAGGAGCUUCCCCGGCGGAGCGGGGGCGGGUGUGGGGCCCAGGAGGGCGUGGGCCAGCAAAGUUAGGCCCAAAGCGACAACAUUGUAUCUGCCUAUUGGUCGCUAUAGUUUUCACUUGUUCGAUGGCGUGUGAUGUAAAUGAAUUGCAUGGAAAUUGUGUAUAUAUAAAGCCGAAUUUAUUGAAUGAAUUUCUCCCAACCAAGGCUUGGGUCACUGUCCA